Molecule: messenger RNA, 1554 nt
Organism: Pecten maximus
Lineage: Eukaryota; Metazoa; Mollusca; Bivalvia; Pectinida; Pectinidae
Product: ruvB-like 2
Exons: 15
Coding region: 37-1428 (463 amino acids)
Biological process (GO): box C/D snoRNP assembly; chromatin remodeling; regulation of transcription by RNA polymerase II
Cellular component (GO): Ino80 complex; NuA4 histone acetyltransferase complex; R2TP complex
Molecular function (GO): ATP binding; DNA helicase activity; ATP hydrolysis activity
Source: RefSeq, a predicted model, not a curated record
UACCCAGAGGGCGCUAUUCAUACAUACCGGUACAAUAUGGCGGCGCCAACAGUAGAAAAAGUCCAGGAAGUGAGAGAGGUAACAAGAAUUGAGAGAAUAGGAGCACAUUCCCAUAUUCGAGGUUUGGGUCUUGAUGAUGCUUUGGAUGCCAGAAAUGUCUCCCAGGGAAUGGUGGGACAAGUUGAGGCUCGCCGAGCAGCAGGAGUCAUUCUCGAGAUGAUCAAAGAAGGAAAGAUUGCUGGGCGAGCAUGUCUUAUCGCUGGUCAUCCUGGCACAGGGAAGACGGCCAUAGCUAUGGCUAUGGCCCAGGCAUUGGGAACUGACACACCCUUCACAAGUAUUGCAGGCAGUGAAAUAUUUUCUCUCGAAAUGAGCAAAACAGAAGCAUUGACGCAAGCAUUCAGAAAAUCAAUUGGUGUUCGAAUUAAGGAAGAGACUGAAAUUAUAGAAGGAGAAGUUGUGGAAAUACAAAUAGAUAGACCAGCCACCGGAACUGGAGCCAAAGUAGGAAAAUUAACACUUAAAACAACAGAAAUGGAAACAAUAUAUGAUCUGGGACAAAAGAUGAUUGAGUCUUUAACAAAAGAAAAAGUACAAGCUGGGGAUAUUAUAACAAUAGACAAAGCAACAGGAAAAAUUACAAAAUUGGGACGGUCUUUUACACGAGCGAGAGAUUAUGAUGCAAUGGGAGCUCAGACAAAAUUUGUACAAUGUCCAGAGGGAGAGCUUCAGAAAAGAAAGGAAGUAGUUCAUACUGUCACCUUACAUGAAAUUGAUGUUAUUAACAGCAGGACACAAGGGUUCCUUGCACUGUUUUCAGGUGACACUGGAGAAAUCAAAGGUGAAGUGCGGGAACAAAUCAACAGCAAAGUGGCAGAAUGGCGGGAGGAAGGCAAAGCCGAGAUUGUACCAGGGGUGCUGUUCAUAGAUGAAGUUCACAUGUUGGACAUCGAGUGUUUCUCUUUCUUGAACAGAGCUCUGGAAGACGACAUGGCUCCUAUUCUCAUCAUGGCUACCAACAGGGGUAUCACAAGAAUCCGAGGCACAAAUUACCAGAGUCCUCAUGGUAUUCCAAUAGAUAUGUUGGAUAGAUUGCUAAUCAUUGCCACAACUCCUUAUGAAGAGAAAGAGAUCAAACAGAUCCUCAAAAUCAGGUGUGAAGAGGAGGAUGUAGAAAUGACAGACGAUGCACUGACAGUACUGACCAAGAUCGGAAUGGAGACGUCCCUCAGAUAUGCCAUCCAGCUCAUCACGGUUGCCAGUCUUGUGUGUCGUAAGAGGAAGGGAUCUGAAGUGGAUGUGGAUGAUAUAAAACGAGUUUACUCAUUGUUCUUGGACGAGUCACGAUCUUCACAGUUCUUAAAGGAGUACCAACAGGAGUUCAUGUUCAACGAGAUGUCAUCAACAGAUGCUAUGGAGACCAGCUAAUAGUUGGACACAGAACCCAGAAUUCUUCAUUGUGUUGUCUGCUGCUUCAAUCAUUGUACAUAAAGGGACUUUCUCUCACUCUUAUUGUUGAUCAAAUCACAUCAAAUACACCAUUUUACAAAACUC